Varroa destructor (honeybee mite) is the source of this 5955-nucleotide messenger RNA. RefSeq names its product RING finger protein 145-like. Gene Ontology annotation, cellular component: endomembrane system. Gene Ontology annotation, molecular function: ubiquitin protein ligase activity. Gene Ontology annotation, biological process: ERAD pathway; proteasome-mediated ubiquitin-dependent protein catabolic process. NCBI's taxonomy places the organism in Eukaryota, Metazoa, Arthropoda, Arachnida, Mesostigmata, Varroidae. The record is from RefSeq and is a predicted model, not a curated record.
CCCUAAGGCAAGGGCUGUAACAUGGCAUCCUCCAUUGGCUGGCUGAUUGCCGCUCACAUAGGAAAUGGUGUUCCUGUUUGAUUGGACAGUUGGGUGAGAUUGGACAGUAAACGGGCACUAGAGUGUCGAGCAUUUGGACUAUACCAAAGGCUAUAGAUAGCAGCGACAGCCGACAAUCUGUAGACAGGAUUGUCACUCUGUGUAUGCUUUACGAUUAAAGUCUAGAAAUGUAUAUUUCCUACGAGUAAAAUCAUGUGAGAAACAGGAUUCGACUCGUCCUUAUCGCUGUUAACGAAAUGUCAUUCUUUCUAGUCUUAGAAAUGAAUGGUAUUGCCAGGUUGUUUGUUGUUAUUAACGCGUUGUUUGGUACCUGAACCCUGCCCUGCCCGCCUGUCGGUAGACCAAUAUCAAUAUGAGCGAUAACGCCACAGGCGUUGAAUGGUAGUUGAGCGUCAGCUACUGCCGUACGCAUGGCAGUGUGACAAUUACGACGGUGCGUGAACCGUCACUGAGGAGUUGGACCUUAGAAAAGGGAAGCCCUUUUUAUUUAUAGUUUCAAAUAGAAAUUACAGGAUAGGACGCAAGCGACAGUUAAAGAAGCUGACGUUGCUGUCCGUAACAUUGCCAGGUAUCGUCAACAGGACCAAAUCACAAUGCUGUUGAAUUCGUCGUGACCAAACAGUGAUUCUUGGCAGAACAAGUGGUGCUGUGGGUAGAUCAAAAAAGCAUAAGUCGAUUCCUCUCGGCCAGCUGUUACUGCAGCCGACAUUCACCCCGUUUGACUUGUUUCGAGUACGGUGUGGAUACGACGAGCAGAGUCACGUUCGGUGAAAGCUGAAAGCGGCGCAGCUUUCAAUAAGAGAAGUCGUGCUUUAUGUGGACGUGCGGUGCAGCGUAAGUUCAAAUAGUUGCCAGUCAUCGAAAUAUUGCAGCUGAUGCAAGAGUUAUCAGAAUCCCAGAAGGAAGAACAGCGAAAUCUAAAUCCUCAUGCUUGCUACAACCAAUGUACUCUUAUUCCGUUUAGUCGUCAGAAGUAAUCACUUGUUCUUCUCGCAAGUUGUAGCUGUCAGUUCUUUCAGCAGCUUCGUUGCCCUUUCAACGGCCCUUCGAUACAUUCAGUACGAUCUAAGGAUGUUUAAUAGGUCCAGGUUGUUUUAACUAGUGCUUUAGGUUCUUUUAGGGUAGUUAGGUACUUUUAACGUGUUUGCGUGCUAAUCUUAGGGAUACGUUGUAGUCUAGGUAAACGGCGAUACCGGGCGUAGAACUCGAAACACGAACUUUUUUAAUUAGCACACUAAGUGUUGAUCAUAGUAGAAGAUGCAUUUGGACCAGUAGCGAUUUGAACUAAUGCCCGAUACGGUAACAGCUGCUGAGCUACUUGUUUCUUAAUUAAGAUGACGCGCCCUCUAGCGACAAAAACAAAGCAAACGGAUAGUAAUACGUGUAUGUGCGCUGCCUAAGACGGCGGCGAUGGAAAAAUGGUUUUAACUACUACAACCAGCCUUUAUGUUCUGGCUUCAACUACCAUAUCAUCAGUAUAUUACGUUUCGUCUUGUUUUACCGGUGCGCUUAACGUUGUUGUCUAUCAUCUGCUGACCACCGAACCUCCUGCGUACACAAAAAGGAUAAAUCCGUUUCCAGUAAUAACAAUACCACGAAUGAAGCAAUUGCUAUUUAGUAUAUAUCAUCAACCAGCGAAUAAUUGCUUUAGCCUUACUGCCCCAACACACGGAACGAUCAGUGUUGGUACAAAGAACACCCUGAAACAAAGAGGUGUUGCAUCUUACGGUAAGAUGGCUGCGGCUACAGGGCAUAUUCCGCAGAACUUUAACGCCGGUCGCUGGUCGUCGUGGCGCGCAUUGUGGGUCUCUGCUGGCGGAAGCCUCGCAGAUGCAAGUCUCGGCAUUGCUAUGAGGGUCCCCGGACUUUUCAUUAUCGAUUAUUGGUGGCAGUUCGAACGAACCCGAGCUUUACCUCAGACGUUAGAAAACACAGCUGUGAUGCAAGCACUCCUUAAUAAUGUCGUGCUCAUCCACGGCUUCUUCUUGUUACUCUUACCUAUCGAGCAUCUUCGCACUCUGUACAGUCAUCUUCUUUUAGGCGUUUUGUUAUUUAUGUCGCACUUUGUCAGCGAACGUUACGUCAUUAUGGAGAUGCAUAAAGAAAUGAACCGUGGCAGGGGGCCAUCGUUCUCAGAGAACCUGUUGUUUUUACACGCGCCCCUAGAUAGCUCAAGACAUGGCUCGUCUGUUUUCUCGCUCGCAGCCGUCGUAAACAGUUCAUGCCAUUUCAUCACACUGCUAUGUCAUCUAGCAAUCUCGAUGGCAGUGUUCAGCUUUCUUGAGCGGCCCUCGCGAUCCCUGCAGAUUUUGCUGUGCGUGCACAUGUUACCAGUAUUCGCACGUCUGGCCAACCUUCCUUUUGAGACGCUGCCUGUCUUGCAGGCAUUUGGCGAUAGCUUGCUCUGCCUUUCGGUAUUGUACUACAUCUGCUACAAAUUCUCCUCGCUGGUAGAGCGGGUAAAGAAAAUAUAUACAGACGCCGUGGCCACUGGCCACCAUGGUAUCGAUACUAUGCACCUGUUGUCGCUUCUCUGGAGCAAACUGUUUGUGCCUACACAUUUCGUCGUUUUCUGGGCUCUCAGUUUUUGCGGAAAGGUCGCUGAAGGCUUGCAAGCCAAUUCGAACUACUCCCCCCGACCGUUAAUGUUCCUGCUGCAGUGCGCAUCAGCCGUGUGUUGUAGCCCCAUCAAUCUUUUAGCAACAUCAAUGGUCGUGUCGUAUUUAUCUAAUCUCAUCAUUCGCGGAUCGCGGCUGUUUCUUGAAGCGGAACACGAAGACAAUCCUAUGCAUUCCGGAUGGACUCAGGGCUUGACGCUGGUGUUACUCGGUUUGCAGACCGGUCUCAUGCAAAUGGAACUGCCGAGUCGAACAUUAGCACUUCUUGUUAUUCUUUUCGUUGUCGCUUCGUCUCUUCUGCAAAACAUUCUGGAGAUCACGGAACCAGUCGUUCUGAGUUUGAACGCGUCACGCUCGCUCACUAAAUGGCGCCACAUCAAGGUGCUUAUGAUGUGUGCGAUGCUUUUUGGUUUUCCGCUGCUGCUCACGUUCAAACUAGCCUCCAUUCUCCCGAUCGACGCGUGGAUCGUGAUGGUUCUAAGCACGUGUGUGCUAACCUCCGUUCAGGUGCUCGGCAUGCUAUCCGUGCAUGCGUUAUUCGUGUAUGAUGGCCUACACGAGCAGAAUGUUGACCUUGACGACGUACUUUUUAUGGCACGGGCUUUUACAAAAUUACUCGAGCUGCUGAUUUCACUAUUCGUUAUUGCUGCCAGCGUCUACGAGAGUUCGACAAGUAAAUGGAACCUGGCGAAUUCGACGAUCCUAAUCGUACACUCGUAUUGUAAUGUGUAUCAGCGAAUUCAUACAGGGUGGCGAAGUUUUCUACUUAGACGGCGAGCAUCGAUGAUGAUUGACCUACUAGCCACUCCUUCGUUGGAACAGCUUGCAGCUUAUCGUGAUGUCUGUCCUAUUUGUUACCUUUGGUUACCUGGCGGAAGCAGCAGUAAAGGAACAGGCGAGAACACCAGCUUCAAUUCAUCCUCAUCACUAUCGUCUUCGGCAACUUCGGGCCAGUCAACUAUGGCGGCAGCUGCAGCCUGCUGCAUCACGCCAUGCUGGCAUUACUUUCAUAGGAACUGCCUCAAGAAGUGGCUGUAUAGUCAAGACGCGUGCCCAAUGUGUCACCAGAAGGUCAUCUCCUCAGUUGAGGGUAUCGCUGACAUGGGUGCGAAUGGCGCCAGCCAGCAUCAGCAGCAGAGUUCUAAUAACUCUCCAACAAUAAAUGCCGAUAAUGACCACGAGGUUGAAGAAGAGGACCUCAGAAACCAGCAGAGUCCAGUAGUAAGCAGUGAGAACUAUCAAUAGUUGAUACGUUAUGUGCACCUAUCGUUAUUUGUGUAAUAGUCAUAUUUGAAUACAUGUAACGAUAUAGACAGGGAUAAUUUGUAUACAAGUGUAGACCUCUGUUAUUAAAACACCGGAGACUACCGGAUAGUGCCCAUCUAAAUAAUUGGCUGUCUCGUUAAGUUGCGAGAGUAAGUCAUACGUUAUGGGAUCGAGACAUAGCAAACAACGUUCGGUGUAUAAAAUAAUAAUAAAUGUUUUUUCGUUAGUAAUAUAUAUAUAUAUAUAUAGCCUCGUUUGCCAUGUUAGCAAAGACGCUGUUGCUCUGGGAGGCUGACGUCACUGCAGGUCAAAGCAGUACAAAUCUAGGUGAACAUCUCUUUACUGUAUUUCUAAACGAAGUCUAAAACUUACGCAGGCUGGUUCCUGUUAUAGAGAGUUACUGUGCGCCGUUUUACAUUCACGUGCAAAAUAUGUUACUAUUAUGAAUUAUUCUAAGUCAACUAUUGAAAUGCUGAAGGAGCUCAUGCUACUUUACAUGAUAAAGGCCAGAUGAAUGUCAAAACAUUUAAACAAAUUCUCUCCUCGUAUGCUUUUUUUUUUUAUGUAUGUGCAUGUUUUUAUGGAGAGGUGACGUUUAUGAGUAAAAGGACAAAUAUAUUUUUUCACUACAAUGUUUACAUAAGUAUAUAGUAGGUCAGACGUUGUUGAAUCUUAAAUGAAACAAUUCCCAUACAUGUAAUUCUUGUAUUGUCGUUUUUGCAAAAUGUCUAAACGAGCUAAGCUGUUUACACGUAGGAAAGAGUGGUCAUAAUAUCGUCCGUAGAAAGAAGGCUUGAACAAAAGGUCAGUCUGUGUUACAGGUGAAUUGUUAACUAUUAAGAAAGCUGGAUUUCUGAACAAUAUAAACUUGUUAUUGAUUGUAAAACGAACCUUAAAGAGAGCUGUUUCAAAGAAAUGAGCUCUCCAUAAAGUGGUGGUAGUCAUUAUAGAUUCUGGGCGUGGCACGCAUACGUAUAAUCGCCCAUGUGCGAUUUACCGUCAGCCUAAUUUUUUGUACAGUUUUUCUUAUUUACUGUUAUAUCUUUCUUUUGUACUAUAUAAUGGGGAAUACUAAAUUAGCUAUCUCUUUCUAAAGGGACCUCGCCUACCACUGUGAAGCCGCUCAAACUCUAAUAGCCAAAGUUAUGCAUGUUUCUUCGUCAUUUUAUGAGCGUGGAACGGUCCUGACAUUUGAACGCCAGUCGCACUUUCACGUUUGCGAAAUAACUAGAGACGAGGCGUUUCUUUGUCCUGCUACCUGAUGUGUUAUCAAGAGUUAUAAGGGCGCUGUUGUCUAAAAUCAUCGUGUAUAAGCAGUCUCCCCUUAUUUCAUCUCUUUAUGUCUCGAUGACGUCUACAAGUCAUAUGCGGUAACUUAUGUCGCUAGCGGUAAAAUCGAAUGCUUUUGAGAUUGGAAAACAAAGCAAAAACCAGGUCUAUAAAUAUCUUCUAGCCGACAACCGGUUCUCGAUAACGGUAGUAACAUAAAAGUAAAAAAAAAUAGAUUAAUUAUAAUGAUCCAACGUGUAGUGCUUCAUUUACAAACAGGAAUUUCCGCAAAUGCUAUAUGCCUACACAUAACAGAAGCGCAGAUAUAAAACCCGUCAUUUUUGUUGUAAAGUACAUGCCAAUAUCAUGUUGUAGCUAUAUAAGUAUAUAGACUGUAUAUCCACGUUGGCAGCUUGAACAAUAUUUCAAUACGAGAAACGGCAAAUAACGAACGAGUGCGCUUUUCGAGUGGAAACUGACAGAGGAAGGAAAGAAAAAUUAAGCUGAGGUGAGAUUGACAACUGCGACGGGCUGGCGGAUAAGGCUUGCAAAUUAUAUUUAUGAUUGUUUUCAUGGCUCAAGCAGGCUGUAAGCGCCCCCACUAAAUACGAUACGACCCAAAAAUAGGUUUCGGAUUAAUUCUCUGUCGAUUAGUGUUGCUAACCUCUAAUAAAGGUAAUGAUAUCGAAAAAGAAACUCUGCCAAUGAGAUGCUGUCCUGUGUCUUGAAUUUUGUCCAUUAC